This is a messenger RNA of Gigantopelta aegis, 1763 nucleotides long. RefSeq lists its product as uncharacterized. The record is from RefSeq and is a predicted model, not a curated record. The transcript has a single exon. Lineage: Eukaryota; Metazoa; Mollusca; Gastropoda; Neomphalida; Peltospiridae. The coding region runs from base 649 to 1617 and encodes 322 amino acids.
GAGUUUUGUUCUAGUUAACUUUUCAAAGGAAGCAACGUUUGCUACGAUGACCAGUAUAUUUGUACGUACAUUUCAAUAUUUGAUCGUCCCGUGUUUGUGCACGUGUCUCGUGAGGACGAUUGUGACUACUAUUAUCCACUGAGGACUAUUGGAUCAUAGGACAGUGCUGGGUGGCUGAAAAACAGAUUUUAAAGAUGUGUUGACGGAAACAGCGAUCCUCCAGUACUAAUUAGGAGAUAAACAUCAUCUGGUGUCAGAUUGGAGGUAGUUUAUCGUGUAUUUAACACCGCUAAAUGACAUUUCAAACCGAACGCUUGUUUCGUUGUGUUCCCCAUCGCUGGGUUCCAUGUCGUCAUCGAACCAUUCAGGAUGUAUUUCUCUUUCUGGAUCGAAAAUAUCCACCAGCGUUCCAAUGUCAAAUGUAUAGAUGUCAUCUUGAAUUCUUUGUUGAUAACCACCUAUUCAUAUUCCUACACGAGUAAAGCGGCCUAAUUAAAUCAGAGGUAUUCAUCGUAAAUUUAACACCUCUAAUUUAAGGUGUGUAGCCAAUCAGAAUCGAGUAUUUUCCAAAGUCAUGGUAGAAUUAACAUUUGUGGGUUGACGUUUUUCAACAUGUAAUUAUCUUUUAAAAAGUAAAACGCACACAAAAUGCAAAAACACAGAAUACAAUUAAAGCGUUGCAUUCGUCAAUGUUUACUUCUGAUAUUUAUUUGCACACUUCUAGGUCACAUAAUUGGCACCAUUACCCUCAUUACGCAUGCACCGGCUGUUGGGUAUGAGGAAAACGUUACGCGAUUCGUGAAACGUUUCAUAUUAAACGGGUCUAUAGUUUUACAAAGACAUGGGCAGCGGUGGAUCGCGAGUAAUGCUACUUGCGGCAUUAUUAACAGCAGCGUAGCUAUAUUACAGUCACCUGCAGGCGACACUCCCAUCUACGUCUAUCCAGUGAAAGAUGACGUCUACGUGUCAAGAAGUAUCAUAAAACAUGGUAUGUGGGAGGGACAGAAUGUGCACGCACUCUACAGUUUAAUGAAGAGAGACAGAAAUGCGGAUUUUGUUGACAUCGGGGCUAACCUUGGCACAUAUAGUCUGACAUUUGCCAAAAUGGGCAGACGGGUUUUGGCCAUUGAACCACUGGAUGAAAAUGUUCGAAGACUUUGCAAUUCCAUCCGUCUGGGGCGCUUUUAUCGUGAGGUUUACGUCAUCCAUAACGCUCUAUCAGACAGGAGAUACAAAGUGGCCUUCCGAAGAUUCAAAGAUAACGUUGGAGCGACUCAGAUUAAGGAGGCAGAUCCUUCAGACUCGAACACAGUAGAGGCGGUUCUUCUGGACGAUCUGCUGGAGGUGUUUUCCUUUGACAAGGUCAUCGUGAAGCUGGAUGUUGAGACUCACGAAGCGAGAGUUUUAGCAGGGGCAGAUAACUUCUUUUCGACUGUGGACGUGAGGGCCAUGCUGAUGGAAUGGCAGUAUCACAGAGGAAGAGAAGACGCGACUGACAUCAUUCGCUUUCUAACUAAGCACAGGAUGAUGCCGUUUGAUCCUCUCAACCACCAGUCACCACUGCCCAUCGGCGAUAACGUAUCGUGGCCUAAAGAUGUCCUUUGGAUCAAAUACUGAACUAUCAGUCAAAAUUUAAUGUGCGCGCGAAUGUGUUUCUUUCAUUCAUUCAACUUAUUUUUGUGCUUAUAUCCAACUGAAGUUCAAGCACGCUGUCCUUGGCACACACCUCUAUAUGGGCUGUCUGUCCAAGACAGUGGGUUAGU